Messenger RNA from Phragmites australis (common reed), 601 nucleotides. Its product is annotated as photosystem II reaction center W protein, chloroplastic-like. Gene Ontology annotation, cellular component: chloroplast; photosystem II. Gene Ontology annotation, biological process: photosynthesis. The record is from RefSeq and is a predicted model, not a curated record. The transcript has 2 exons. The coding region runs from base 116 to 508 and encodes 130 amino acids. Lineage: Eukaryota; Viridiplantae; Streptophyta; Magnoliopsida; Poales; Poaceae.
AAAAGGAAACGCCGCCAACUAGCGCACGCGAGCCAAGAAGCAACGCACCACACUCCACUCUCCAGCACCCCGGCAGAGGAAGCGGCCAGCGAGAGAUCCAGAGGCAGCAGCAGCCAUGGCCACCGUCAGCGCCGCCACAGCGACCACCGUCGUCGCCCGCGCCGCGAUCGCCAGGCCGAACGCUCAAGGGCUGCCUCAGCUGAGGGCGAGGAGCGACAGGGUGAGGUGCAGCUACUCCAAGGACGCCAAGAACGCGGCCCCGGUCAGCAUCAAGGGCGCCGGCGCGUCGCUGCUCGCCGCGGCGGGUGCGGUGACCGCGUCCGCGGCACCCGCGCUGGCGCUGGUCGACGAGCGGAUGUCGACGGAGGGCACCGGGCUGAGCCUGGGGCUGAGCAACAACCUGCUGGGGUGGAUCCUCCUGGGGAUCUUCGGCCUCAUCUGGUCCCUCUACACCGUCUACACCUCGGACCUCGACGAGGACGAGGAGUCUGGGGGCCUCUCGCUCUGAAUGCUCUUCUAUCAUUGAUCUGCUUGUAAACAUGGCGGUGAUCGGUGUAAUUUCAGACAUUGCUAUUUGUAUCUAAGUCUUUUGCUUCUUCGA